Gryllus bimaculatus (two-spotted cricket) is the source of this 1230-nucleotide messenger RNA. The record is from the annotation of a GenBank genome assembly. Lineage: Eukaryota; Metazoa; Arthropoda; Insecta; Orthoptera; Gryllidae.
ACUGGGAAGCCGGGCUCUUGUCUUUCAUCUGAUUCAAAUUCUGAUACUUUGUAUUUUUUGAAUUACGGGUGAAUUUUCGAAUUGUAGAUUCCGUUGAGUUUUUGGUAUUUAAUUUUGUACUGAUAGAACAAUAAGCUCUUAAAUUGUGUAUGUCAUUUCUCCGAACUCUUUAAUCUGUUGAGGCACUAGGCAACAUUUCAGUUUUAAUUAAUGGGCAGUGAGUGCGCGGUGGUCGGCGUUGAUGUUCUGGUAACUUCGCCGUAGGUCGUGGGCAAUUGAGGAAGUUUACGAUUUUUACAAAGCCGCCAUAAAAGUAUAGAAUUUUAUGCUAUAAAAAUGUCAUCUCUUCCAUUUCCAAAGGCUCAUAUUGAGCAGCUCAAGACUUUCAUUGAUUUGUGCAAGAAACAACCGGAAUUACUACAACACCCAGAACUUGCAUUUUUUAAACAAUAUAUUUUAUCAAUGGGAGGAAAAAUUCCUCCACCCAGAGCUGCAGGGGAUUCUCCAAAAAAGCCAGAACCCAAGGCAGCUGAGCCUGAACCAGCUGAGGAGCCAGCUGAAGAAGAACCACUGGAAGAAAGUGAUAUAGAAUUGGACAAUUCUGGUGUUAUUGAGCCUGAUAAUGAUGAUCCGCAACCAAUGGGAGACAAGGACAAAGAAAUUUCUGAAGAAGACACGGACAAAUCCAAUGACAAAAAGAGAGAGGCAAUUUCUGCAUUUGCAUCUAGUGAAUAUGAGGAGGCUGUGAAACUGUAUACAGAGGCUAUUCUUCUCAAUCCUGGCUCUGCUUUGUUGUAUGCUAAACGUGGACAAGCAUAUUUGUCCUUGAACAAACCAAAUGCCUGCAUCCGUGACUGUGAAAGGGCUCUUGAAAUAAAUCCGGACAGUGCAGCAGCCUACAAGUUCCGAGGCCGUGCUCACCGACUGUUGGGGCACUGGGAAGAGGCGGCUCGUGACUUGCGCCAGGCAUGCAGGAUUGAUUUUGAUGAACAGGCUGAUGAAUGGCUGCGUGAAGUGACACCUAAUGCUCUUGCUUCAACUGAUACUAUCGUUGAUGUUCUCAUGUGCACAUGUGAUAAGGCUCAUUGGCCCUCCCUGUUUGAGAAGGAUCCUAAAUUCCAAAAGUGUAAAAAUGAUGCCAAUUGUUUUGCCUUGUUGGGAGGAAUUAAGCAAGUUAUUUAUUACCUCAUAAUGACCUUAAUCUGCCCUUCCUUUCCAAACACAUUUUAG